Messenger RNA from Paramecium octaurelia, 386 nucleotides. The record is from the annotation of a GenBank genome assembly. NCBI's taxonomy places the organism in Eukaryota, Ciliophora, Oligohymenophorea, Peniculida, Parameciidae.
AUGAUGGCCAAUCCAAUUACAGAUUAUUUCUAUCCUUAUAUUUUAAUCAAAUGCGAAAGGAUAAAUGCAAUAUUUGGUGCCAUUUCUUUGAAAAAUUAAUUUUAUGGAAAUUUGAUAAGAACAGUAUGCUAAAUUUUUACACAAGAAGGAAAUGAGAAACCAACUUCUUCGCAGAGUAAAAAAUUAUAUGAACUUAUCAAGAGAAAAAGUUGAGAGAGGAAUACCAUAAAAGAAAAGCACUGAAAAUUGAUAGAAUUUAUUUUGAUACCAUCCUCCAUUCUAAUAUUAAAUUUCUACAAAAUUUACACCCAGGUAAGUUAGAUUAGAAGAGAAUUUAAGUUACUGCAAUAAUAGAGUUUGUUUUAAACAAUAAUUUUUCAAUUUGA